AUGCUGAGGAAGGGCUCGGAGCUGCUGAAGGGAGACAGAGAGGUCCUCCUGGAUCUUGACUAUGGGGGUGUAGCACAAACCACACACAGCUAUGGAAGUCUGCAGAACGGGAGCUUCAUUCCGCCGAGAUAUCUUUCAGCCGCAGCUGCUGGCGAAGAUGUGGACGGCGAUGAUCCCAUUUAUGUCCACUGUAAUCCAAGAAGUAACCAGCCACUUCCACAGGAGGGGAAUUACUUCAGAGAUGGAAGGACCAAAAUCGACUUUGUACUGGUGUGGGAAAUUCGGUCGAGGAGGAAGCGGCGAGGGAAGGGGAAGGUGACCAGUGAGGAGGGGGAGACUGCGCCCACUGAGGAGAACAGCAGGUCUGAGCGAAGGAAGGCACAGCUGGCACAGUGGAGGGAGAAGUUUGUUCAGAAUCUGGAGAGUGCUGGGUUGCUCAUGGAAGAGGAGCAAACAGCAAAUGAGAAGAAAACAAUACAUUUUCUGAAACUUAGCGCUCCUUGGGAUGUGUUGGUGUUUUACGCUGAGGAACUCUGUGUGAGAGCUCCAUUGCAGGCACAGCCAAAUCUGGACUUAAACACAUCUGCUCAGGUACUGAAAAGACUAUGCAUUCCUAACGUGAUGAUGGAGUCAGUGCCAAACAGGCCGCUGGACUAUUACACAUGUGCCUUUCGAAAGUCAAAGAUGAACAGGUUCCUUGGCUGUGACAACCAUGAAACCUACUUCACUAAUACACAAAGACACCGUAUUGUGUAUGAGAUUCUUGCACGGACAGUGUAUGGCAAAAGGAAGAGGGCUGAGGUUGGUGUGGACAGACUGGUAAAUGAAGGCGUGUACACAGCCGCUUUUCCCCUGCACGAGGGCCCUUUUCAGCUUCCGAGGAAUGAGAUUCGUCCUGACGAGCUGAACCAGAGGCAGAUUCUUUACCACUACUGGGCCCGCUGGUGCAAAUGGUACAAGUACCAACCACUGGACCACAUCAGGGAGUACUUUGGAGAGAAGAUUGCAUUCUACUUUGCCUGGCUGGGUUUCUACACAGCCUGGCUGCUGCCGGCUGCAGUGGUCGGAACCCUGGUCUUUGUGUCUGGAGUCAUGUCCAUGGGUACCAACACACCAGCUAAGGAAAUCUGUAACAGCGGAGCUAGUUAUCUCAUGUGUCCUCUCUGUAACACAUGCAAGGCCUGGAACAUGUCUGAGAUCUGCACCAUGGCCAAGUUGGGCUACUUAUUUGACCACCCAGGUACGGUCCUCUUCAGUGUGUUCAUGUCCUUCUGGGCUGUAACCUUCCUGGAGUACUGGAAGAGAAAGAUGGCCACCCUGGCCCAUCACUGGGACUGCAUGGAUUUCCAUGAAGAAGAGGAGCGUCCUCGGCCAGAGUUUGCAGCCAUGGCCCCGACUAUGGAACCAAACCCAGUGACUGGGGUCAAAGAGCCCUACUUUCCGGAGAAGACCAGGUUGUCCCGCAUGUUCACUGGCUCCAUGGUCAUCAUCAUGAUGCUGUGCGUGGUGAUGAUCUUCCUGGUGACAGUGGUCAUGUGCCGCGGUAUCAUCAGUGUGAUGAUGUUUCACACUGGUAGCCCUGUCCUGCGUACAGAGGCAGGGACCAUAGCCAACAUCUCCAGCAGUAUUGUGAACCUGGGCCUUAUCCUGUUGAUGGGCCGUGUCUACACUGCAUUAGCUGAGCAGCUCACUAAAUGGGAGAUGCACAGAACACAAACCCAGUAUGACAAUGCAUUCAUCUUCAAGGUGUUCAUCUUCCAGUUUGUCAACUUCUACUCGUCCCCCUUCUAUGUGGCUUUCUUUAAAGGAAGGUUUGUGGGUUACCCCACCAACUAUGGGACCUUGUUUGGGAUGAGAAAUGAAGACUGUGGCCCCGGGGGCUGUCUCAUUGAGCUGGCUGAGCAACUCUUCAUCAUCAUGGUGGGAAAGCAACUCAUCAACAACAUUCAGGAGUUCAUUAUCCCUAAAGUGAAGGCCUGGCGCCAGAAGAGGACCAUGGCCAAGGUGCUGGGGGGUAAGGCAUCCCAUGAGCCUCAGCGCUGGGAAGAAGACUACCAGCUAGUGGAGUGUGAAGGCCUGUUCGAAGAGUACUUAGAGAUGGUGCUCCAGUUUGGGUUCAUCACCAUCUUCGUGGCAGCGUUCCCCCUCGCUCCGCUCUUCGCUCUCCUCAACAACUGGGUAGAAAUCCGUCUGGACGCCCACAAGUUUGCGUGCGAGUACCGCCGGCCGGUUGCCGAGCGCGCUCAGAACAUCGGAGUCUGGUUUAACAUACUUGAGGCCCUGUCGCACCUGUCGGUCAUCGCCAACGCUUUCCUAAUAGCCUUCACAUCAGAUUUUUUACCUCGCCUGCUCUACCAAUACAAGUUCGAUAAUGAUCUCAAUGGAUACAUCAACUCCACCUUGGCUUACGCCCCACUUAACUACACUGAGUACCCCAUGUGCAGAUAUAAAGCAUACAGAGACAACAAUGGAAACUACUCACUGUUCUACUGGGAGCUUCUUGCCAUCAGACUCGGUUUUAUCAUUGCCUUCGAGCAUGUGGUGUUCUUUGUGCUGAGAGCUAUCGACUGGAUCGUACCCGAUGUCCCCGAAUCCUUGGAGCUGAAGAUCAAGAGGGAGCGCUACCUGGCCAAGCAGGCUCUGGCCGAAAACCAGGAGGCUCUUUUGGUGAGUCGAGGCCGAGGGGCCGCCCCCGCCACCCAGGCACCUCAGGCCCAGGGCAGUAGAACAUGGAGCUGCACAGAGACCUGA
Molecule: messenger RNA, 2751 nt
Organism: Morone saxatilis (striped sea-bass)
Lineage: Eukaryota; Metazoa; Chordata; Actinopteri; Moronidae
Gene: ano11
Product: anoctamin 11
Exons: 23
Coding region: 1-2751 (916 amino acids)
Biological process (GO): chloride transmembrane transport
Cellular component (GO): plasma membrane
Molecular function (GO): protein dimerization activity; chloride channel activity
Source: RefSeq, a predicted model, not a curated record